AUGGCUGUGGGUGCCAUGGCUCCGCGGCGAGGUUCCCGCAGCGCUGAUCCUGUGGCGGCGCGGUUUUUCGUGCGCCCGACAGAGCAGUCGUUGUUUCGGGUUUCGGGUGGAGAUCCGGCGGGGUUUCCAGGCCAUGAGGCCUUUGGCUUGAAGAGGCAAAAGGUGCCGGACGAGCUCCCGAUUGAGCCACCAGCGCCGCUGCCCUUCUAUGAAGAAUAUCCCUUGAGUUGCAGCUAUGGAGCAGGAGCUUUGUUGGUCCUAGCCGUGAUGUGGUACUGCGCACGCAGGAAAAGCUUGCGACGACCCUACAGACUGCCGGACCUAUCGCCUUCGAAGGGAGGACAAGUGGCGGAUGCUGAGGCAGAGUUUCGGAGAAUCGUUUGCUUCUUGCAGGACGAGCUAUUGAUCCCCAUCGACAAACGCAUGCCGGGCAGACCCUUCGAGUACGAUAUGCACUCGUUUCCAUUUACGCCCAUGGUGCUGGUCAUUGGCAAUCACUCCUCGGGGAAGUCGACUUUCAUCAACAAAUUGCUGGGGAAAGAGGUUCAGGACACAGGUGUGGCCCCCACGGAUGAUGGCUUCACCAUUUUGGAGCGACGGACCAGCAGCGAAACCGAGGACGGGCCCACAGUUCUGGGCUGUCCGGAGAAUCGGCCCUAUGCGGAGUUGCAGCGAUUUGGACAGAUCUUCGCAGGAGUGCUCAGAAGGAAGCGCUUAAUCCUGCCUCAAACUUCUCAGAUGCCCUUCAAGCUGCAGAUCGUAGACACGCCAGGAAUGAUCGACCUCCCGGUGAACGAGAAUACUCUGAGUGAAGCUCGGGGUCGAGGUUACAACUUCGUUGAGGUGGUGCGGUGGUGGGCGAAACGAGCAGAUCUCAUUCUGCUGUUGUUCGACCCCGACAAGCCUGGGACCACAGGAGAGACAUUAGAUGUGCUCACGAAAGCUUUGUCUGGACUGCCGCUGGGCGAUAUUUGGAGGGGCAGCCAAUGA
Messenger RNA from Cladocopium goreaui, 990 nucleotides. Lineage: Eukaryota; Dinophyceae; Suessiales; Symbiodiniaceae. The record is from the annotation of a GenBank genome assembly.